AUGACCAACGAAGAUGGGACCAAAUUCCUCGAUGCCACAGGUGGCGCUGCUGUAUCUUGCCUAGGACACGGUAACGAGCAGGUCGCCCAGAUCAUCAAGGAUCAGAUGGACCAGAUAUCCUACUGUCACUCAGCCUUCUUCAGUACUCAGGUAGCCGAGGAUCUUGCCAAGCUCCUAGUUGACUCUACUGAGGGAAAGCUAUCCAAGGUCUUUAUAACGAGCUCGGAGGCUGCACUUAAGCUAGCACGCCAAUUUUUCUUAGAGCUUCCAACUCCUCAAACUGAGCGUACCAGGUUCAUUGCGCGUCUUCCAUCCUACCACGGCACCACGCUCGGUGCUCUCUCAGUUGGUGGCCAUGUUCAGCGUCGGGAGCCAUUUGAGCCACUUCUCUCCAAGAAUGUAUCCCAUGUCUCCCCAUGCUAUGCAUACCGUGGGAAGCGGGAUAGCGAGUCUAAUGCAGAAUAUGUGGCACGUCUAUCAGCCGAGCUAGAUGCUGAAUUCCAACGUGUCGGACCCGAAACCGUGUGCGCAUUCAUUGCAGAGCCGGUUGUUGGCGCAGCUCUCGGCUGUGUCCCCGCAGUACCAGGGUACUUCCGUGCAAUGAAAGCCGUCUGCGAGAAGCACGGCGCUCUCUUGAUCCUUGACGAGAUAAUGAGCGGUAUGGGCCGUUCCGGGACAUUGCAUGCCUGGGAACAAGAAGAUGUUGUUCCCGAUAUCCAGACUAUUGCAAAGGGGCUGGGUGGUGGCUAUGCACCGGUGUCGGCUGUUUUAAUUAAUGACUCCAUUGUGCAAACUAUGGACAAAGGCACUGGGCAGUUCCGCCAUGGGCAGACAUACCAAGGCCACCCGGUCUCAUGUGCCGCUGCGUUUGCUGUCCAAAAGACUAUUCAGGAACAGUCUCUGUUGGAAAAUGUCCGAACCAUGGGUGCUUACCUUGAGACACAGUUGAAGCAGCGAUUCGCGAGUCAUCCUCACGGGAGAUAUUCGAGGGAAAGGAUUGUUCUGGGGGACAAGGCCACGAAAGAGCCAUUCGAUCCCAAGGAUCGUCUAUCGUACCGAAUCCAGGAGAAAGGUCUAGAGCCGGAGCACGGUGUCUCGCUAUAUGGCUGCUCUGGUACUGUGGAUGGAGUUAAAGGAGAUCAUCUUAUGCUCGCGCCACCUAAUAUAGUGUCGGAAGAGGAGAUUGAUAUUAUUGUAGCCACCCUGGGUAACGUUUUGAAAGAGGUUUUUGCCUCGUUAUAA
Molecule: messenger RNA, 1242 nt
Organism: Penicillium digitatum Pd1
Lineage: Eukaryota; Fungi; Ascomycota; Eurotiomycetes; Eurotiales; Aspergillaceae
Source: RefSeq, a predicted model, not a curated record